AUGUGUGACCACCGGCUCCCCUCUGAUUCCAGCAGCAUCGGCCUCUUUCUAAAUGGUUUUUUGCAGGACCCCCGCAUGUAUGAUCAGGUCUAUAGGUAUUUAGACCUUCCAGGGCAGCUGAAGGCCAUAGAUCGGCCUUACGAACCGGAGAAGGUGCCGCGAGCGCCACACGACCGGAAGAAGGAGUGGCAGAAGCUGGCGCUGGGGGCGGAGCUGGCCCAGAACGUCCUGGACGACAGACACAGAGAGGCCAACGGCUCCGCAGGUUUCCACGACAACAGGACGUGUCGCUGUGAGCGUAUUCAGACCAUGACGGCUUGA
This is a messenger RNA of Knipowitschia caucasica, 321 nucleotides long. The record is from the annotation of a GenBank genome assembly. Lineage: Eukaryota; Metazoa; Chordata; Actinopteri; Gobiiformes; Gobiidae.